Molecule: messenger RNA, 3242 nt
Organism: Drosophila ananassae
Lineage: Eukaryota; Metazoa; Arthropoda; Insecta; Diptera; Drosophilidae
Gene: eco
Product: N-acetyltransferase eco
Exons: 2
Coding region: 250-3075 (941 amino acids)
Biological process (GO): mitotic sister chromatid cohesion
Cellular component (GO): chromatin; nucleus
Molecular function (GO): protein-lysine-acetyltransferase activity
Source: RefSeq, a predicted model, not a curated record
UUUAAUAUAUUUUAAUGAACACUAAUAUUUUUAGGAAGGAAAAUUAUGAAUUUAUCUCUUUCUUUCUAGGCUCUCUGCUCCACACAAAGAAUGUAUUAUCAAGGGGUGCUGCCAAGAAAAAGUGUGUUGGAAAACCGGCGCCAAAUCUGUAUUUGGUUACGUUGAUCACAACACUACUCAACUAAAAAAAGCGGGAUUAUCAAUAUUUGGACAACUUUGAAGAUCAAUUUUGAAAUAAAGUGAGAAAAAAUGGAAACGCCGACGGGGAGUGGGCAUCCGAAUCGCCCCACCCGCACGGCCACGCCGCGCCUCUCGGAGCGCAAGCGCCAACUGUUCAGCAGCCUCGUCUCCAAACUGCGGAAGAUCCCCGACGAGGAGAAUGCAGACACGGAUACACUGGGGGUUUCGCCCUUAAAGCCCCACGCAGCUGUCAACAGGGACAGACGCAGCCUCUUUGUGACAAACGAGUCGGAGGGAAGCUCUGGGUGCUCUAGCAGUCCAGAGACCAAUAAGGAGAACAAAAGAUCGACUCGUGGCGUCUUUAAAGAAGGAGGAGAUGCGGCUGUAGUCGUGGCUGCUACCGAGGAGCACCUGCCGCUGUUGUUUACAACUACUAUGCGUUUGAACAGCAUCAGUGGCAGUAGCCACACCAGCAGUCCAAAGACACCAAAGAGUCGGAGGCAGCCAGAGGACACCGCCAUGUCGUCGCCCUCUGAACUGGGAUCUCCCCCAAGUGUGGCACCACGCAGAUCGAGUAGACGAAGUACAAGUGCCUUUAAAAGACAUCUGGACUGCGAGGAUCAGGCUUUGAAACCCAUUAAGAAAAGUGAGGACAAGGCGGCAGGAAAGGCCAAGAGGGUCAGCGAGGAAGACCACACAUUAGAUUCUUCAGUUGGACUUGCAAAGAGCAGCCUUGAGCCUUCCGUAUCCGCUAUCGGAACAUCUAAAGUUAACCCAGUGAUCGUAAAAAGUCGCAGUAAUAGUCCAAAAUUAUCCCACGAGCCACCGAUUCCGGAUAAAAGUCAAAAGCGUGUUGCCACGACUCCGACCUCUAGUGAUUCUGACGCGAGAUCACCGCAGAGCAAGCUGCCAAAGUUGAACCUGGAGAGCAGCAUUCCCACCAUGUCCUUUUACUCCCACAGAAAAUCCGGUAAUUCAGAGACCAUGCACUCGGUCAGCACUCCCAAGAGUUCAAAACGAUCUGGCCGGGCGAAACCUGGAGCGAGGACUCGGACGUCGCCAACUUCCCAACAACGGUUGAAUAUCAACAAGGGAGUGCACCACAAGAUAAAGAAGCCAAAUUUCAACCGAAUGGCCCACACCGAUCUAAACCACAUACUCAAAUCGCUCAACAACGAGAGGCUAAAGAACCUGAUAACCACCAAGCGAGAAGAGCGCGCCAAGGUGGAGGAAGUGCAUCAGAUCCUCCGCAAUGCUCGCGAUCCCAUUAAGAUGGCGAAACCGCUAAGUGUGAUAUCAGCCGACGACGCCAAUAACAACAAUAACAUGUGGCAGCAGAUGGAGGACGACUUCUCGGACCUUAGCGACGAGGACGCCAAGCAGCCGAGCAUACCAUUCGAGGAGAUGGAGCCGAUCAUACCGCUGAUUCGCCACGAAGUCGUCAAAACCUCGCCUCCUUCGGAGACCGUGGACCUGAGCAAGCGGAAGUUCUUCAAGUCUGGCCGCAGGAGCAGCACCUGCAUGGAGGUGAAGAUCACGGACAAUAUCCGAGCCAGCGUUAGUCAGGGAAAGAUUGCACUGAUCCAAGCUCCUCGUAGGAAGCCGAGAGGAGUUCGCGUAAAGUCAGCCACUAUAUUCUCCGCAGAACAAGCCACGGUGGAUGCGAUCCUUAAGAACCUGGAUGACUCGGUGGUGGGCGACAUUGUCGAAUCUGAGCCCAUGGACACGGAGGCUGCCCCGAAGGCUAUAGAGUACAUAGAACCAGUGGUUGAUGCCGACAUUAAUCCAUUUUCUGCCUUCCGUGACCGCUUGCCCUAUCAAACGGAUGACCCCCAGCUAAUCGAGCAGCAGAAAAUCCUACUGGAGUUCCUCAUAAGCAACAACAUCUGCACAGAGGAGAACUUUACGAUUUUCAUCGGAGAUCCCGACAACCACAAGGAGGAGGCCAACAAAAUCAUAGAUGAGCUGUACAUGGUGGUGAACAGCGAGGAGGCCGCACUCGACGACUUGUUGUCAGACCCGAUGGAUUGGCCUGAAGUGGAACCGCUCGACUUGCCAAUAGAUAGGGAGGAGCAGCACACAGUAGCCGAGGUGGCUCAACCAGAAAAACCUUCCGCAAGUGAAGCAGGAUCCCAGCCUAAGCUGUUUCCGAUUUUCAAUCAGCGACUGCAGCCGGUUGUAAGGCAAACUACUCGCCGUAGACCUGAAACGUUUACAAGAAAACUUAUGACAGCAGCUGGGGGAUCCAAUCAGUACCAGAUCGACGCGGGUCAGAAAGCCUUUGGGGCAAGGCAGUGUCAACAGUGCGGCCUCGUUUACACUGUUCACGAGCCGGAGGAGGAGCAGCUGCACCGCGACUACCACAACUCGAUACAUGUGCUGCGAUUCAAGGGCUGGAUAGAUGAGGACAUUGUGGCCGUCUUCCCGGAGUGGUCUAACGACGCUCGGAUCAUUCGCAUCAACGAAAAUGCUCCGUCAGCUCGGUUGGAUAGGCUCAAGGAACUCAUCGGUGUGGUGGACAAGGAGCUGGGCUACACCUCGUAUAUUGUGCCAAAGGUGUUCGUGGCCUACCUGGCAGUACGAAAGCAGCAAAUUGUGGGAUUCUGCCUGGUGCAGCCCCUGUCGCAGGCCCACCGCUUCAUCCAGGUCGAUGGCACGGAUUACUUUAGCGAGGAGACCUAUGAGGCUAGCUGCGGCGUGUCCCGGAUCUGGGUUUCUCCUUUGCACCGACGGAGCGGGAUUGCCAGUAAGCUGCUGCGAGCCGUCCAGUAUCACACAGUGCUCGGCCAGGAGAUACCUAUGGAGCGCAUAGCCUUCAGCACGCCAACGGAUGACGGGCGGGCUUUAGCACGACACGUUACCGGUUUGGAUAACUUCCUUACCUACGAUCAGUGACCUGGAAAACGCAUAGAAAAAUUGCUAUUGAAUAGCUGGAUUAUUUUUAAUUUCAAACCUGUAAUAGUUUCUAAUUUUUUGAACGCGAGAUUGGAUUAAGUUUUCUUUGUUUUCAAUGGUGGAGCCCAUUGUCUCCCUCUAAUAUGCAAUAAAUUUAUUUUCAUAUA